This is a messenger RNA of Wallemia ichthyophaga EXF-994, 1146 nucleotides long. RefSeq names its product WD repeat-containing protein JIP5. Gene Ontology annotation, biological process: Notch signaling pathway; ribosomal large subunit assembly. NCBI's taxonomy places the organism in Eukaryota, Fungi, Basidiomycota, Wallemiomycetes, Wallemiales, Wallemiaceae. Gene Ontology annotation, molecular function: protein binding. The record is from RefSeq and is a predicted model, not a curated record. Gene Ontology annotation, cellular component: nucleolus. The coding region runs from base 1 to 1146 and encodes 381 amino acids. The transcript is spliced from 2 exons.
AUGAGCGGAUUAUCGAGGAUUCCACUGGAAAAUCAACCACACGACUGCGUAUUCUCGCCCAACUCGGAUAACGUCUACGUCGGUCUCCUCACUGGGGAAAUCAAGGGGUUCAGCUAUACGGAACAAGGUUACGAGAGGAAACUGCGAGUGAGGCCGAGCAAGAAAAGCUGUCGUGGAUUGGAUGUGAGUGGAGACGGGAACACGCUCUACGCAGUCUCUAAGGAUGGGUCGAUGAGUCACAUAGACGCAAUCACCGGACAGACAGCCGCACACACGCAGAAGGCACACGGCGAGCCCAUCAGUAGGGUCAAACUGACCAUGCCAAACCUCCUCGCUACUGGCGACGACGAAGGCGUAGUGAAGCUAUGGGACACGCGCAAACCCGAGCCACUGCGAGCAUACACGCACCACUUCGACUAUAUCUCAGAUUUCCACUAUGAAGAUGCUGAUAGAAAACUACUCUCUUCUUCAGCUGAUGGAACACUGAGCGUUAUUGACGUGCGCAAUAACAAACCAGAGCCUGUGGGGCAUAGCGAGGAUCAGGAGGAUGAGCUGCUCUCUAUUGCCCCACUCGCAGGUACAUCCAAGUACGCCGUCGGUACACAGCUGGGUGUCCUCUCCAUAUUUAAUAGCAAGCAGGGCUGGGGAGACUGUGUGGAUCGGAUACCAGGUCAUCCUCAGUCUAUUGACGCUCUCGUUAGCUUGGGCCAGUCUAUUCUUGCUACUGGCUCGUCUGAUGGUCUAAUUCGCGUCAUGAGCGUCUUGCCAACCAAAUUCAUGGGCGUUAUUGGCGAUCAUGGAGAGUUUCCAAUCGAGAGAAUGAAACUUAGCGGCGAUGGCAAGUGGCUCGCGUCCAUGUCGCAUAAUGAAGAACUCAUGAUGACUAGAGUCGAUGAUAUGUUUGAGGAUAGCGAUGGUGAGGAUGACAAGGAGGAUAUGGAGGGAGUAGAGGGUGUUCAGAGUGGUGAAGAUGCUGAAGAUGCUGAGGAUGCUGAGAACACAGCCACCGCUACAGCCACCGCACCAGACUCAGACUCAGAUUCAGACUCAGACACCCCACAACAACCACAGCCGAUCAAGAAGAGCAAGAAGAGCAAGCAGAAUAAGCAAUUUAUACAAGAUGAAGACUUUUUCGAUGGAUUGUAA